CCAUAAAUGCCUUGCUCAACCUCAAUGUAUCUCGUAUCCCUUCUUUCGGUGCCCUUUGCAUUGAAAUCUCUUUCUCUGAUUCGAGCUUCGUACAUAGUUCUGGGUGUUCUCCUUCUUGAAUUCUAGGGUUUGUUGUUGAAGACGAUUUUUGAGACUUCGGGCUUUGUAAUGGCUGGGAUGUGUUGUAGAGUUCUGGGAGAAACUGAGACUUCUGCUACCGUUGAGGCGGGUUCAAAAUCAGCGAGGCGGAGGAGAUUGGAAAUUCAUCGGUUCAAGCUGGUUGCCGCCGACGCAUCUAUACAGACGCCGGAGACUAAUCGGAAGAGGCAAAAAGUAGAGGCCGUAAGUCUACCGGUUCUACCACCACGUGAGUGGAAGAACGCCGUUCGGAAUAUUAAGAUUAAUGAAAAUCAACUUGCUGAAGAUGGUAAAUCAGAGUCGAAGAAUAUGAAUCAGUAUGGAUCUCCGUCGCCGUCUGAGAGAAUCGAGGGCGAGGUGGUCUCAGAGUGUCCGAAGUUUGGUAUGACUUCUAUAUGUGGAAGGAGGAGAGAUAUGGAAGACGCGGUGGCGAUACAUCCAUCGUUUUGUGGUCGGAAUGAUGAGAUUCCGAGUGGUUUACACUUCUUCGGCGUCUAUGAUGGCCAUGGAUGCUCACAUGUGGCGAUGAAGUGCAGAGAUCGAAUGCAUGAGAUAGUGAAAGACGAGUUUGAGAGUAAGGAAGCUUCAUGGAAUGAAACGAUGAUGGAGAGCUUCUCUCGUAUGGACAAGGAGGUGAUUGAAUGUAGCCGUGGUGCAACUGUCUCGAGCGCGAAGUGCAGGUGUGAACUUCAAACUCCGCAGUGCGACGCCGUUGGAUCUACUGCGGUUGUUUCCGUUGUGACUCCGGACAAGGUCAUCGUCUCCAACUGCGGUGAUUCUCGCGCUGUGCUUAGUCGGAACGGCGUCGCUAUUCCUCUCUCCUCCGAUCAUAAGCCUGAUCGACCGGACGAACUCAGUCGAAUCGAAGAAGCCGGUGGCCGCGUCAUUUUCUGGGACGGUCCUCGAGUUCUCGGAGUCCUAGCAAUGUCCAGAGCAAUCGGCGAUAAUUACUUGAAGCCAUACGUGAUUUCAGAACCGGAAGUAACCAUAACGGAUCGUACACCGGGCGACGAGUGCCUAAUACUCGCCAGCGAUGGUCUAUGGGACGUGGUGUCGAACGAGACCGCUUGCAGCAUCGUGCGGAUGUGUCUGCAAGCUCAAAAGCCACCGUCGCAGCCGGCGAGCAGCGUAGGCUCGUCAGAGGCCGUACAUAGCUUCGAUAAGGCUUGCUGGGACGCGUCGAUACUAUUGACCAAGCUUGCUUUGGCUAGGCGUAGCACCGAUAACAUAAGCGUUGUGGUGGUGGAUUUGAGGAGAAAUCUAUAGCUAUACAAGGUUGGGGUGUGGGUUUCCUUUCUUUUUGUAUGUAAUCUUUUCCGGCUGGCGAAGCUCCGGUGCCAGUUUCAUCUUUGAAAUUGUAAUUAUUAUGUUAUUUUUUUCUUAUUAGCAACGCUAAUUUUCUUUAUCGGGAAAAAGGGUAAGAGUAAUCAUUCUCUUUUUUUUUUCAAGUGGAAGGAUGGAGGUAAGAAGAGCGUCCAACAAUCGCUCGUUAAGUCUUUACUGACGGGAUUUUAA
Ilex paraguariensis (yerba mate) is the source of this 1653-nucleotide messenger RNA. The record is from the annotation of a GenBank genome assembly. Lineage: Eukaryota; Viridiplantae; Streptophyta; Magnoliopsida; Aquifoliales; Aquifoliaceae.